UGGGAUUUCUGCUACAACCUCAUAGAUACUUUUGUAAAUCUUUGGAAGCUUCGAGCUUAAGUAAUUUAACUACAAUUAUUCCCACUGAAACCUACAACCUUUUUUCUUGAUCCAUCAUAAAUUCCAGCUUCUGCAUAAAUCCGUCUCAGUAACAACCUCAUCUUCACAAACAAAACACCCGCUCAGCAUCAACCACUUUUCUUUUAGAAGGCACACCAUAAGUACCAGCUACAUUCGAAGGAUCAAGUCAAAGAUAUCUUCAAAAUGGCCAACAAAGAAGCCGCACUCCCAGGAUGCGGGGAACCAACCUCGAAAACAUAUAAAACGGUGAUUCCAGAACUUGGACGUCUGCUUCUUGGUCAACACUUACCAUCCAUAGACGGAAAAGCUGUUACAGUGGAUGAAUUUGCCUCUGCAGUGGAGAAAGCAACCGCUCAAAUCCAGAGCAAGAAGGUAUUCCUUCAACUCCAAAUUCUUCGACCAGAUUAUGUACAGUUCCUUGUCGACCGUGAAGCAUGGGAGACUUUUUGUAAGCAUAUAAUUUAUCAUGUCACAUCUUUAAAGUAACACUGAGCUAAUUUUCCUUCAAUAAAGGCGGAGGACCAAAUGAAAAGGAACAUGUAAAUUACAGAGCCUUUCCUGCAAAAGAUCCUCGAAUCGACAAUCCCCUUCCUCAAUACUUCGACCCCGGCACACUCACACCCGACAGCUAUGGUCUCAUAUACCGCGACAAUGUACACCCUUCCUGCCCUAAUUGCAAUUGUGGCGCCAUAUCCUCACGAUCCGAUUACAAAGAUCAAAAACCCUACCGUGAUGGUGGCAUUCGCGUAACCACCCCUGAAGAAGAAUUUGCGGCUUUUCGCGUGAGACUUGAAGCUGAGUCUAAGAGAUUGGGUUACAAGAAUUCUGAUGAGCGUUGGGAGAAAGAAUGUGCGCUUCAACAGGCUGAGGAUGCAGAGAACGAAAGACAGGAGGUUGAGGCGAUGAAAUUGGCUAGGCUGGAGUCAGAAGCGCAGGCAAGGGUGAGCAUGACAGAUGUGAAGAAGAAGAAGGGAAACAAGGUUGGGAAAUACAUAUCCCGUUGUUCCAACAUGUAAGGAAGGAAGGUGGAGUCAGGUUGGGACAUGUGACUGUUUUCGCGGUGACUUAGCAUAAUCUUCAUGAGAUGCAGUGAAGGCACUGGGGAGUUCUGUGUCGAUGCUUUAUCAUACUUCUGUAUUUCCUUUUAUGCUAUCUACUAGAGAUGAUAAUAUCAAGCCCCCA
Messenger RNA from Sclerotinia trifoliorum, 1263 nucleotides. Lineage: Eukaryota; Fungi; Ascomycota; Leotiomycetes; Helotiales; Sclerotiniaceae. The record is from the annotation of a GenBank genome assembly.